This is a messenger RNA of Hypanus sabinus (Atlantic stingray), 3775 nucleotides long. RefSeq names its product COMM domain containing 2 (gene commd2). The transcript has 5 exons. The coding region runs from base 92 to 691 and encodes 199 amino acids. The record is from RefSeq and is a predicted model, not a curated record. NCBI's taxonomy places the organism in Eukaryota, Metazoa, Chordata, Chondrichthyes, Myliobatiformes, Dasyatidae.
UGUUUCACACAGGGGCCGAUGACGGCGGAGCGGGGCGGAAGUGUUGUGUCUGCACGCCAGCCCCUCUGCUGACGCUCCCGUCCGAGGGAAAAUGUUGCUGGUUUUGUCCGACGAGCACAAGGAGCAUCUGGGAUUCUUAACGCGUGUGGACGCUGUGGUUGUAGGAGAAUUCUGUCGGAUUGCUGUGGAAUUUUUGAAGAAAGGCUCAAAUCCCAAAACGUUUGAAGGAGCGGCAAGGAAGCUGAAUGUGAGUACUGAAACCGUGCAACGUGGAGUUGAGGGACUGAUGUACUUGAUGACAGAAAGCUCCAAAAUGAUGAUUUCUGAAGUGGAUUUCCAAGACUCUGUGCUUGUCUUGGGGUUUUCGGAAGAUCUCAAUAAGUUGCUGCUUCAGCUGUACCUGGACAAUAGGAGAGAGAUUCGGCAGAUUUUGGGUGAACUGGCUCCUGAUCUCCCUCAUUACCACAACUUAGAGUGGAGACUCGAUGUGCAGUUAGCCAGUCGUGCCUUGAGGCAUCAGAUCAAACCUCUCCUGACUCUGAAGCUGCACCUGGAGCAGAAUGGCCGUCAGAAUGCCAGCGUGUUUCAGACUGACCCUGCUACCUUACUGCAUCUAAUUCGCAAGCUGGAGCAGGCCCUGGGCGAAAUGAAGACGAACCACUGCCGGAGGAUCGUGCGCAAUAUAAAGUGAGGCGUUCACCGACUGACAGUCCUGCUGCCAGAUGGAGACGUCAGAGCAAGAUCGGGGAAACAUGCUACUUUGUCUACUGGAUCUUUGUAAUUGGAUGCACUUUGUCGAGUGACAGUGGUUUAUCGAAGCGUUUCAGCACAGGAGGCUAUCCAACAUUAAGAGUAUUAUUAGCUGGAGUUGUCCCAAUGCUCUCCAUAAAGUGCUUUAUAUUGAUUGCUAUAAGAUCUAAUGUUCACACACUAAUGUUCCUUUUUUAGCCAGAUAAAUGUUGCCUUUGUGGGGGGGGGGGGGGGGGUGUAAAAUCAGUGGCAGAAGAACGAUAUGCAAAGAGGAGUGAGGUAACCAACAGAAAAAAAAUAGCUAAAAUUAACCAGUACUAUACCCUGGGGAGGGGGAAGAGAAAUCGAUGUUUGAUGGGGGAUAAGAAGAAGGCAGUGACACCAUUGAUUCUUGGAUAAUACGUACUGUUUAUCUUUGCAGGUUGAUCUUGAGUUGAUGGUAGACUGACAGUCCCUUCUCAAUUUGAAGGCUGCAAUGUUCUUGAAAGCAGUGAAUUUGGGCUUUAUCUGCCCGUUUGAUAGGACACAGCACAAAAAAAAAGGCUCUUAAAAUCCCUUGCUGAGUGCAGAAAGGGAGCUUGAUGUCUGAGACCUUUUGCUGGUUUAAACAGUGGAAAAAGUAGAACUCUGGUUGGCACUUAAAGCAUGUUGGUUUACAGUCAUUAAGGCAUAUUACUUUGGUAUUAGAGGAUAGAGAAGAAAACAAUGCCAAAUAUAAAUCAAUGAAUUUUAUAUUGUCCAACCAUUUAGAACAACUAUCACUUUGUAUUUUUGAGAAUUUUGAAACUCAUUGUCAGGGCAUUUAAUAUUUAACUUACAGUUGUGUUCUUUUCUGACAAUCAUUGUACGUAACCAUUAGAUCAAAGUCAUGUUAAAGGUUUGUUCAUAACAGUUAUAUCUAAUCUGAAGGGGGUCUAAUAUGGAUUUGAAGUUUAACUUGGGGUAGGAAUCUUUAUUCACAAAAGACUUAAUGCUUUGGAAAUCAGCCGCCAUGUUUACAGACUGUGUUAGUAACGAUUCUGAAAUUUUAAUUUUCAAUGUAGUGUAGAUAAGAAAUACUUUGCUUCUAGGUAGAAUGCCAGCUGCCUGUUGAAGCUGAUCUUUGUGAUUUCAUCAUCGUAGUGUGAAAAUCUGCCUUUUCUCCCCUUCUACUUUGCGCAGUCACUUCUGCCUCCCUGGCAUCUCCUUCAUGAGCGUUUAGUUAGCUCGGGGAGCUGGGAACGGGUGUCGAGCCUUGGCUAAGUCCCUGCUAGUUGUGGUCAGUCACACGAGUAGAAAGGAUACAGUGUGCCUCAUGUAAUCUUCACAUUACUCUUGGAGACGUCAAUAUUAAAGUGAACAUUUUGUUGUAAUGAUAAUUGGAAAGAUGAAAGCCUCUAUGUAGAAACAUAAAGGGGCAGCAAAGCAUUGCACUUCUGUUAGGCAUGUGUUUUGUUUUUCUUGGGAUUAAACUUGGCUUGCAAAUUAAGCCCUUUUGUAUAGAAUGGCCUUUAGGUGAAUGGUGAAUAUUGUUCUUUGCUUCAUUCAUUAUACCAUGAAUCCAUUACCAUUAUCCAUUUAAAAUGGUUGCUUUCAAAUUGCUGAACAGCAGCUGUAAAGCAUUAAAGUAAAAAAUAUGAAAGAUGCUGAGAGUCGUGUUUGUCUAAAUCUUUAACAGUUACACUAAUGAAACUGUUCAGUCAUUUGUACUUUCCCUUUUGAGAACUUAACGUUGAUUCUAACCAGCAAAAUCAACAACAGUGAGUUACUGGCAAAUUUCACUUUGUAACAUGUACAUUUGUUCAGCUGUGUUUUCUUUUGACAUUAUAUAAUUUUUUUUCCCUAUUGCUCCAAUUAUUUCAUUUAUUCAACUUUAAAGCUGGUUUUGUACUGUGAUUUGAUGUAACUGUGAUUAUUUUUUAAAAAAUAUAAUCACUAAGGUUUAGUUCAAAAUAAUUGGAACCAGAUUUGAUGAACUGUUAUCAAAGAAGUCAAUAUUUACACCUGGAGUAUCAGUACUGCCAAACGGUUGUUUGUGCCAGUAUGUUAUUCAGUAAGAAAUCUUGUUUCUUGUUGAUUCUGAGUGUAUUAUUCUGCUGUCUAAAAUAUUUUUGUGUUGUUUAAUUUGAAUUGUUUUAGCAAAUGCACCAUUGUGAUGACUACCAUUUAGUCAUUAAACUGAACUUAAUACAAAAUGUGCCUCCACCUUGUACCAUAAUGUACUGUACUUCGAAAUUAAUUGCUGUUGCAUUUCUUGUGAAAUCUGCCUUGGUUUCACAGUGUAUCUGAAAAUGGGUCUUGGGAAUCCUUGUUUGGAAACUGCUAGAAUUAACUCAAUUUUAAGUAUAGUUUUGAAGACAAUUCGUAAGAUAUUUGUGUUAGACAUGAUUAUACAGAAUUUUGUUUCAAUAUACUGGACCAUGCAUGGAAAGGGGGAGGGGGUGUAUGCUGCUUAAAGUUCUUCAAACCUUGAGCUAAAAUAACAUCAGUUCACCAGGAGAAGGGUUAGCAAAGCUUUCAGUAUUUAUUUUCCCUGAUUGCUCAGACUAGACAAGAAUUAUGGAAGCCAUUUGAGGAAGGAAAUUGUAAGUUCAUAUAAAUGCUGUGCAGGAAUUAUAAAUUCAUUUGUAGCAAACCCCUUUUUGCAACUUGAGAAACCCAUUUGAAUGCCGACAAGCCUUGGCUGCAGGUUUACACUAUUUCAAUUUCUAUGUUCAUUCUGUUAAGUAUUCCUUCAGUUUUGGUCGAGAUUUGACUUCACUCGAUAUGUUAAUCCCUCCUUCCUGAAGACAAUUUUUGAAGACAGUUCGUAAGAUAUUUGUGUUAGUAUGGAGACACCAGCAGAGGAUCAAGGUUGACGUGUAGAGAUUACUUUUUUUUUGCAGGAUUAAGUAUGAUUGAGCUAAAUUUAAUCCUUCACCUUUUUGGCAAAAUGACUUUAAUAUUUGCAGGUUUAAAGUAUUAAAAGUGACCUGAGUAUAGCAGUUAUCAGCUGAUUUGGAGUUCUGCUUCUGAGGAUGGAUAAUAAAAUGCAAAUUUUGUUUGA